CUUAGACACAUACAUCAGGAUGGACCAAACAGACAGAACAGAUGCAGAUGGACGUGGAGAUGGCCUGCCUAAUGUUGACCCAGAACCACAGCCCCAAAAUCCUACAGAUGGUCGUGGGGAUGGCCCUGAUGAUAUUGACAAGACGGUGGCCUUCACUGCAAAACUCAUUCCUUGUGAUAAUUAUCCAGCUCACAAUGGUGUCCUUAAAUUUCGCCACAUUCUGGUCAAUAAGCGAGAGGGCUACGACGCAACCACUGGUGUGUUCACAUGCCCCAUGGCUGGCUUCUAUUACUUCACUGUCCACGCCUCUGUUUAUGGCCGCGGGGAGGUCAUCAUUCAGAAGAAUGGCGUUAAAGUGGUCUCUGCUUACCACACUACUCUGCCUAACAGGAUGAGCCAGGUGGCCAGCAUAAGCAGCGUCAUUAAGCUGUCCCUAGGUGACAGAGUUUGGGUGGAUCUGUGGGGCUGUGGCCGAAAUGACAUUUUCUGUUCUGCAGAUAAUGACACUGUGUUUGUAGGAUUUCGACUAAGUUGAGGCUGAUA
Molecule: messenger RNA, 543 nt
Organism: Alosa sapidissima (American shad)
Lineage: Eukaryota; Metazoa; Chordata; Actinopteri; Clupeiformes; Clupeidae
Product: complement C1q and tumor necrosis factor-related protein 9B-like
Exons: 4
Coding region: 20-535 (171 amino acids)
Molecular function (GO): protein binding
Source: RefSeq, a predicted model, not a curated record